Mesorhabditis spiculigera is the source of this 2586-nucleotide messenger RNA. NCBI's taxonomy places the organism in Eukaryota, Metazoa, Nematoda, Chromadorea, Rhabditida, Rhabditidae. The record is from the annotation of a GenBank genome assembly.
AUGGAUGAGCAGACGCCUUCGUAUUUCGUGGAGCAUCUGGCCACUUUUGCUGUCGGCAGACAAUUCGGGCUCGUCGCCCCGGCCGACGGGAUCCGGAAAUUGAAGCAGAUGGAGCGAUCGUCGGCCAUUUGGGCCCAGCCUAUGGUGUUGCGUCUGCGUCGCGACAUCGUUUCCGUCGAAAAUGACAAUGGGGAACUCGUCGAGUCGUUCCCGCUUGAUCUUGUCGAGCAGCCGACAGCCCACAUGAGCAGUGAUCCCCGCGAUUCCUACAACAACAUUUUGCUGUUCGUAGUCCGCGAGGAUACGAAGGGCCGGAAGCACACCACCCCCACCGAGAUGCACAUCUUCCAGUGUGCUCGGGUGACAGCAACCGAAGUGGCCGAAGAUCUUCAACACUACAUCCGCGGCCAGUUCAAAAAGGUGCGAAAUGGACGACGCAGCGGUACGUCGAGUACGGUGGGAGGCGGAGGAGGAGGUGGAUAUCCGGCUGCUGCCGCGCAGGGUGAGAAGCUGCAGGCAAAGAAAAGCUACCCAGGCCCACAAUUCGGCGACGACGUCUCCGUGGCGUCCGACAGCAGCGAGAUGUUCGAGCGGGAUGUCAAUACCCUCAACCGCUGCUUCGACGACAUCGAGCGGUUCGUGGCGCGGAUACAGAGCGCGGCGCUGGCGCAGCGCGAGUUGGAGCAGCAGGCGCAUCGCUACCGCACGGCCCAACGUCGCGACAAGCGUGCCCCGGCCCCCGACCCUCAUGGCAUCCUCCAAAUGCGUGCCCAGCUCCCGCUCGAGGCCGAGUUCGUGGAGGUGCUCCGAAAAUUCAAGCUUUCCUUCAACCUGCUCGCCAAACUGCGCAACCACAUCCAUGAGCCGAACGCGCCCGAGUUGGUGCAUUUCCUCUUCUCGCCGCUGAACGUCAUCCUCGACGCGUCGCACUGGGGAUUGGGCAGGAAUAUCGCACCUCAGAUUGUCUCGCCCCUACUCUCACUCGACGCCCGGGAAUUGAUGCAGAACUGCUUGACGUCGAAGGAAAUGGACACGUGGCUGUCGUUGGGAGAAGCAUGGCGGACACCACCUGAGGAUUGGCCCGGCCCUUUACCAGCCCCCUACAAACCUGUAUUCCUCGACGGAUUCGCGCCAUACGGCCCACCGGAGCCCCGUCCCUCGCGCAACGACGCCACAAUCCACCGUGGCGUCUCCGAGCCCCCGGCACCCUACCGGAACCGCGAACGGACCGUUGAUACGGCCCCAUCAACCCCGGCCGCCCAACGCUACGCUACGCAACAACGCCCGCCGCAGCGGAACAUGUCCGUCGACAACCUGGACAUCGGCCGGCUAUCACUCGAAAAAGAGCGGCUCGAGUUUGAGAAGGAGAAGAUUCGCGAGCGGCAGCGUCGCCUGGAGGAGGAGGAGCAGCGAGUACGGGAAGAGCGGGAGCGGCUGAAGAAGGAGACCGAGAUGAUCCACCGCGAGCGCACCAACUCCACCGGGCCCGCGUAUCGCGAGCCGUCCGUGCAGCCGUCGCCCAUCCCGGAGCGGCGAGACGUUCAGCCACUGCCCCCAUCGAUCGCCAAUGAUCCUGAUCAGUCGCCGAGGCAACGGGCAUUCGUUCAGGAUGUCGUCAAUAGGAGAUGCAAACUCGUACAAGCUACCUACGACCGUGUGGCCCAGAACCCGAAAGAGCUAACGGUGUCGCGCGGUGAAUACCUCGAAGUGCUGAACGACACGAAGAACUGGUGGGAGUGCAAGAAUAUGCACAACCGAGUCGGCUACGUCCCGCACACGAUCCUGACGGUUGUGCCGGCUGACGGAAGCUCGCCGCAGAUGGCCGGAGAGGAGAUCUAUGUCGGACCGGCUGUGAGCUCCGGCCCCCUGCACAACGGCAACAUUUCGGCGGGCAGCCACGCCGGGCUGAACGGCUACGGAGGGCCGCCAGGCGGUGGUGGCAUCUCCCCGGGUCAGGCUCCUCGAGCCCCUCCCCGCUAUAUCGUCGACGCUGGCGUACAGGCGAACGUGCCGGAGAUGGCCCUCUCGCCCAUCCCCACCAUUCCGGCCCCGCCCCCGAUCAACAACUUUGAGCAGCAGAUACUGCACCACAAGCUGCGCCCCGCGCAAGAACGACCGCCUCGGCUUGAGGACCCGAAGCCGCGAAUUCAAGUGACGAGGCGGAUGGCUGGGGAAGAAGCCCUUGUCCAGCAGAUCGUGAGCACAAUCGGCCAGGCUGACGGCCAGAAGAUUCUCCAUGGAGCCAAGCAGCUCAAAUCGAACGUCAAGUUGACUGAGGCGACUGAUGGACCGGGUGUUCAGCGGUGGCUACAGGAUAAGGGAUUCUCGAUGAGAUUAAUGGAGCUGCUCGAGGAGCAGGACGGUGCUGCUCUCUUCUCCCUCUCGAAGCCCGCCCUCGAGCGGGCUGCCGGCAAAGAAGAAGGCGCCCGGCUCUACUCACAGCUUCUCGUCGAGAAGAGCCGCAGCAACUAUCAAACAAAGUCACGUGCUGAGCUGAACGCCAUCCUAAAGUACCGGAAAAACCAGGUGGACCAGAGCAACGAGGCGGCCGGCGAGGAGCCCCACGAGAAUCCUUCCUCUUCUGAA